Molecule: messenger RNA, 1602 nt
Organism: Capronia coronata CBS 617.96
Lineage: Eukaryota; Fungi; Ascomycota; Eurotiomycetes; Chaetothyriales; Herpotrichiellaceae
Exons: 1
Coding region: 1-1602 (533 amino acids)
Biological process (GO): GPI anchor biosynthetic process; protein processing
Cellular component (GO): endoplasmic reticulum membrane; glycosylphosphatidylinositol-mannosyltransferase I complex
Molecular function (GO): mannosyltransferase activity
Source: RefSeq, a predicted model, not a curated record
AUGCGCAGACGCUCGACCUACAUCACUCAUCCCAGCCGGGCUGUCAAUCCAGCUGACAUCCAGGUCUACAAGAACCAGCUCCUUCUGGGAGCCUUGAAGGCGGCACGAGAAGAACGGUUGACUUUGGGCCUCCAAGAGCUCCCUCAGGAGGUGGUAGAGGUCUUGAAGGAGUCUCACGAAUUGCAUGUUCGAUGGGCCCCCGAGCACCCCUACAACACGACGGUUCCGUUCCUGUCGAGAAUCUCGCCCGGCCUGCACGUCCAGUACACGCCCUUGAAAGAGAAGCAGCCCGGCCACCUCUGCGAUCUGAUCCACAAAGUGUUCGGGCAGAACCUGCGAUGCGAGUCGCCACAGUCGACAUUCACCAGUCCUCCGUUGAUCUCGGAGCGCUUCGCCCAGACGGCCUCCUUGCAAUACUACUCACUUCUUUCUUCCCUGAGGCCGCUCGCGGCAUAUCUGCAACGUAAUGUCUGCACGCCGUCCGACCUCGUUUGUCUGCAUACGGCGACGCUGCUGAACAUAGCGGACUCGGUGGACUUGGACUAUGACAGCAUCUCCCACACGCUGACGCUGACUGUGAUGUGGUCGAGACAGCCGGAUAUCAUUUACGAUCCCAUCGGCGAGUUCACCACCCUCGACGCAUGGAACCUGGACAUCGAGCAGAAAGGCUCCGACAAGGUCGAGGUCGGCAUCCUUAGCCCAGGCCCCGGGCUGGAACCAUCCGACCUUCAACUGUCAGGCUUUCUGACUGUUGUUGGAGAAGACGACCAUCCCAAAGCGACACUGUUCAGCUUCCCAUCUCGCCACCAUGCGCUGAGUCGAGACCAAGCCAAACAGCAACGCUACAAUGUCUCUUUCGACAAGCCCACCGGUCUACAUCCUAUCUUGAGAAUCUCUUUUCCCUCCGCAAACCUGUUGACAGAGCCGGAAAAUAAACCUUCAGGGAGUGUCUGUGCGCUGCAAACAUAUCUGACCCUCCCAUCGCAUAUUUUCGCGGACAAGUAUGCCUUUCUCAGCAACGAUCCGCUGUUCCAAAAAUCCCACAAUCUGGGCCAACUGCGGUCUAUCAUCGGCGAGACAGAUCUGGAAGCUCCCGACUACGUGGUCAAGAAAUGGGGUUCAACCGUGCUUCUAGAGCUUCAGACUCCCAACAGCACUGUCACUAAUCACAAAGGCUCUGUCGAUGGGCCCUGGGAUGUCACUGUUCCUCUCCAUCUUCGAUAUCUGGAGCCUAAAGCAGGUGGAACUUCGGAGAUAGAAGUACCGUGGCCGAUUGUCUUUUGGGCAUGUACGGCUGAAGACGGGACCAAAUUUCCCGUCAACCCAUUUGACCGAACACAGCUGGGCUACGAUGGACUGUUUGGUCCAAGGACCAUGUUUUAUCACCUAAAUCCCGCACCUCAGAAUGGCAUGAUGGUGGAACGGAUCGCGGUGCCCGUACUCGACACGGACACAGCGAGUCCAACCACGAUUGAAUACUUGACGGUAGUCUCGAUAGCACUUGGUUUCUUGUGGGUGUUGUUCAAGUUGAGGUCUGCUUUCAGACCAGCAUCGAUGAAUGUUGAGGGCAAAAGCUCGGAUGUGGGAAAGAAGAAGCAAUAG